Ambispora leptoticha is the source of this 357-nucleotide messenger RNA. NCBI's taxonomy places the organism in Eukaryota, Fungi, Glomeromycota, Glomeromycetes, Archaeosporales, Ambisporaceae. The record is from the annotation of a GenBank genome assembly.
AUGUAUAAACCCAUUUUCUCAAUUACUUUUAUCUAUAUUCUUCUUUUCGUGACACUCGUUACAGCAGCUCCACUAGAAUCAAAUAGCGGAAAACACAAUGGCAAGAGAAACGUCGCAAGCUCUAAUAGCAAUGAGAACGGUGGAAACAUUAAUGGUAAUUUCAGUAUUGGAAACAAUAACGGAACUUAUGACGACAUUCUCAACAAUAGUAGCUAUAACGGAAGCAUUAAAAGAAGGCAUCAUAAUUGUUUAAACAAAAGAGAUUAUAAUGAUUAUAAUGACAACGAUACUUCAAUGCUGAUGAUUAUAAUGGAAAUAAUAAAAGAUGUUAUAGUUCUAUGGAGGCAUAAUUAUUGA